Pelagomonas calceolata is the source of this 1295-nucleotide messenger RNA. Lineage: Eukaryota; Pelagophyceae; Pelagomonadales; Pelagomonadaceae. The record is from the annotation of a GenBank genome assembly.
CACUGCAUUAGUGCACCAGCAGCUGUGACAUUGCCGCGCACAACUCCUGCCCGUGCGCGCCUAGGCAACCUUGCGCCACCCAGCCUUGCAGCCUCGCGCUGCACUGCUCUGCAACUGCAGCCGCGCGCACGGACGAGCAAACUAUAACGCAUUCACACCAAUGGCCGGCCUCCAGGAAGUCCUCACCGCAUCUACAAGCGGCCAAAAGCAGAUCUGGACGCUGCUGCUCGAAGGCGACGCCACGCGACCAGCCGAGACGAGAGAGAGUGACUCUGUGGACGGGCUGCUCGAAACGGCUGCAGCAUGCGUAAACUGCGCACCCACGGCCCUGAAGGUCCACGUCCUGCUCCCCGGCGGCGACGGCGAAGGGACCGUCGCGGGCGGCGACGCCGUCGUGCUUUUUCACGGCAAAGAUGGUGCGCCGAACGCCAAGGCCACGGCGUUGCUGGUGGCCACCGGCGCGCAGGACGCCGCGGUGACCGGAGCGGCCUGCGUCGCGCGAUUUAAGCAUGACCUCGCGAAUCCUUUGUCAGUAUCGUUGGGAAACGAGACGGCGCCGGCCUUUCUAGCUGAGAGGUGCUGGUUGCAACGAGCGCGGGGUGACACGAAACCAAAAGUACCAUCGCCUUUCCCUGCGGAUGCGCGAAAGGCGGUCCUCGCCCAAUUGCUCGCGGCGCGAGCGGCGGAAUUAGAAAGACGGAAGGCAGCACCGGGCAAUGCGCCACAGGACGUCAAGAACACCGGUGGAAGGGUGCGGUGGACCAACGCGAAGAACGACGUCCACGUUGCCGCGCAACUGCCGGCGGGGACCAAAAGAGGCCACUGCCGCGUCGUCAUCGAACCCACGUCCCUCUCCAUUAAAGUGGGCGAGGUCGACGCUUCUGGUCAAUUUAGACUGGCGAGUUUGGUCGACGGCGUUUUAUUUCAGGAGGUCGAUCCUACUCAAUCGCGAUGGGACUUCGUGGAAGCGACGGCCAUGGGCACGGCCGAGCUCCAGGUCACGCUACGGAAGAAGCAGGCCAUGCGCUGGCUCAUGCUCGUGCGGUAGUGCUGUCUCAGUGUGUUAUUUUAUUUGACGUCGCGUUUUCAUCGAAGCCGUGCCGGGCGUUUCAUGCUCGUGUACCGGUCAAUAUGGACGCCAGAGCCACCGUCCAAAAGGGACGAGGCGCGCAUAUGGGUGUGAGACGCCCGGGGCCUCUUCCCACCCCCGUCCCCUAAUUAUUGCGCGCGCAGGUAUCGAGCAGGCGUCGCGUCGACGGCGUGUGGAGGUGGUGCCGCCCUUAGUAGACAUGUGA